Prunus armeniaca (apricot) is the source of this 258-nucleotide messenger RNA. The record is from the annotation of a GenBank genome assembly. NCBI's taxonomy places the organism in Eukaryota, Viridiplantae, Streptophyta, Magnoliopsida, Rosales, Rosaceae.
AUGGAAUACAUGAAUUCUCUGAAGAACUACAAGAAAUCGGGCGUUCCCAAAGAUGCAGGUACGGAUUUGGAAGACAGCCCGCAUAUUCAAACUAUCAGGGAACAUAUAUCAUUGGGAAGGUUUGGCGAACCAGUAUCAGCAAAGGCAUUGAGUUCUCUUUUCCGUAGGAUUAAAAAGAUUCUUGAUCUUGCAGUGGAAGUCGAAAAUGGGUUUAUGAGUCAUUUUGGGUUGGAGCGCGUAUUUGAAUUCACAAAAUGA